Molecule: messenger RNA, 3893 nt
Organism: Linum trigynum
Lineage: Eukaryota; Viridiplantae; Streptophyta; Magnoliopsida; Malpighiales; Linaceae
Source: the annotation of a GenBank genome assembly
CAAUGGACAGGCUGAAGCGAGCCGUCACAUGCAGGUAGGGUACAAGUCGAAUAAUUUAUUACAGGGUGCGAGUUGGGACAGGUAAACUCAUAUGGGUACGUAACUAAAGAGGAAAUAUUAGAAAUAAUCGUCUUUUCAUCAACAAAAUCAAGAAAAAAAGUAUAACAUGAUAAAUGUUGUUAAAUUAUUUGAGAAAUUAAGACUUUUACCUAUUUACAACUUUAGCAUAGCUAAAAUAUGAAGUUGUAAAAGUAAAAUUACAAGUAAUUGGAGUAGUAUUACAUAUAAUUUAGGCAAAAAUAGGACGAUAAUAGGGAAUCAUGACAUGUCAGGUCGAGAUGAGUACUCAUACACAAUCAUGCACCCAGCUACGAGGCGUGUGUUACCCACUCAAAACAAAUCAAACAAAUCGAAUGAUUUGGGUGAGGUCGAAAUUAUCAUCUGCCCUAAUCAAAACAUUUGUCCUAUCUAACUUUGCAAAGCAAGAAAUUUCCACAAAAUACAUCCUAGAAUCUCAUAUCUCUCUAACACGUUCUCUCAAAUUAUUUUUUAAGCUUUAAUAUUAACAUAGAAAUGUCAAAAUUCAAAUCAGAAUCUCUCUCUAAUCAUAAAAGGUUGUUAAAACCUUGAAAACCUAACGUAAACCUAAAAAUCUUCUUAUUAAUGGUCAAAUCAAGUUCAUUCAAUUUGCUCUCGUUAUUGAUGACCACAAAUGAAGCCUAAUUCUUUAUUGUAGCUAGCUACAAAUAAUAUUUUCGUCCCCACCAUUUCUCAUUCCUCCAUUGAAAUUCUCGUAUUUCCAUCCACAUAAAAUUCAAGAAAAAGAGCCCAAAAUCCAUGAACAUGCAUAUAUGUAUCUACAUUCUAUUAAUGCCACAAAAACAACCCAUCUCUCCCUCUACUUCCACUAUCUCCUCCAACUUCCUCCCACCAUGGUUUCCAAGCCCCUACCUCAACGCCAGCUCCACUUCGUCCUAGUCCCUUUCAUGGCGCAAGGCCACUUGCUCCCCAUGACCGACAUCGCCAAGCUCUUAGCCCAACACGGCGUCGUUGUCACCAUCGUCACGACCCCGGUCAACGCCGGCCGAAUCCGCGGCACCGUUUCCCGCGCCGUGGAGUCCACCGGCGUCCAAAUAACCGUCGCCGAGCUCGAGCUCCCAUCCGACGACGGAGUGGGCCUGCUGCCGAAGCACUGCGAGACGCUGGACCAGCUCCCUUCUCUGGGCCAAGGGGCCGCCCUCAUGUACUCCGUGCAGGCUCUCGAGAAGCCCAUGGAGAAGCUCUUCGAGGAGCUCAGGCCCAGGCCCAACUGCGUGAUCUCCGACAUCUGCCUGCCCUUCACCAGCACCGUGGCCAGGAAAUUUGGCGUGCCGAGGAUUACUUUCAACGGGUUCUCGGCCUUCACCCUGCUCUGCCUCCGCAACAUACACCAAGGGGCCGACUUGCUGGAGAGCGAGAAGGGCGUGCUGGCGACCCUGAGUUCCGACUCGGAACGGUUCGUCGUGCCCGGGUUGCCCGACCGGGUCGAGGUGACGAUGAACCAGCUGCCCAUAGCCAUGACCGGCGGGUUGGACCGGCUCGGCGAGCGGGUGGUGGAAGCGGAAGGCUACUCGUACGGGAUGAUCGUCAACUCGUUUGACGAGCUGGAGCAAGAAUACUUCUCGAGGUACAAGGCUGCCAUGGGCGGCAAGGCCUGGUCCGUGGGCCCUGUCUCGUCGUGCAACAAGGACCGGUUGGACCGGUUUGAAAGGGGCAACCCUCGGUCGACGAUCAACGAAUCGGAAUGUUUGAAGUGGCUCGACUCUAAGGAAUGUGGUUCAGUCAUUUAUGUUUGUAUGGGCAGUUUGUGCAACAUCCCAACUCCACAACUGAUAGAGCUUGGGCUGGGCCUGGAAGCUUGGACCGGCCCGUUUGUGUGGGUGGUUAGGGAGGGAGAGACUUCCAAAGGUUUGUUGAAGUGGAUGGAAGAUUACUCUUUUGAGGAGAAGACCAAAGGUCGAGGACUUAUAGUUCGUGGAUGGGCACCGCAGAUGGUGAUCCUGUCACAUCCUGCUGUCGGCGGAUUCUUGACGCACUGCGGGUGGAACUCAACGUUGGAAGGAGUAUGUGUUGGCGUGCCAAUGGUGACAUGGCCGCUUUUUAGUGAUCAAUUUCUCAAUGAGAGGCUCGUUGUGGAUGUGUUGAAAAUCGGAGUGGCGGUCGGAGCGGAGGUCACGGUGAAAUGGGGAGAAGAAGAGAAGACGAGAGUGUUGAUUAAUAGAGAAGAUGUGAGGCAAGCUAUUGAGGAACUAAUGGGUGUAGGAGAUGAAAAGGAGAUGAGGAGGAAGAGAGCCAAAGAGCUUAGUGAAAAGUCCAAACUGGCCCUUGAAGAAGGAGGGUCCUCUUAUCUUAACAUCGAGCUCUUGAUUCAAGACAUCAUGCAACAUACGUCCAAGAAAUGUGAGGAGGCUAUGUUGAGUAGGAAAAUUAGUGAAAUAUUGGUUUCUUAACUAGUUACUUGUACCAUUUAAAAAAAAAAAAACUAGUUACUUGUUCCUUGUGAAAUUUCAUUAGCUAUGAGCUCUGGAAAUUUGCUAUUUGCUAGGCUGAAUUAGUUGAACCCGUCACGAUAUGACUUAGUGUAAGGAAAAAAGAAAUAUUUUCUUGUAUGCUCCCAUGUAUUAAAGGUAACAGUCUCGAUUAAAUCUCUCUAGUGGAUGUAUCUGAAUGUUCAAAGUGGCUCGACUCACAACAACCCGGUUCAGUUAUUUAUGUUUGUCUAGGAAGCAUAUGUAACAACCCGAUUCAACAACUAAUAGAGCUUGGGUUGGGAUUAGAAGGGUCGAACCGCCCAUUAAUGUGGGUUGUUCGAGAUGGGGAAACCUCAAAGAAUCUGUUAAAAUGGAUGGAAGAGAGUGACUUCGAGGAGAGGACUAGAGGUCGAGGGUUCCUCAUUUGCGGGUGGGCCCCGCAGAUCGUGAUCCCGUCCCACGUAGCAGUCAGGGGGUUUCUGACGCACUGUGGAUGGAACUCGACACUGACAGCAAUUUGUGCAGGAAUACCAAUGAUGACAUGACCCCUUUUCGGCGAUCAGUUCUGCAACGAGAGAUUGAUCGUGGAUGUGUUGAAGAUCGGAGUGAAGAGCGGAGUCGACACUAUGAUGAAAUGGGGUCAAGAAGAGAGGUUUGGAGUUACGGUGGACACUAUGAUGAAAUGGGGUCAAGAAGAGAGGUUUGGAGUUACGGUGGAGAAAGAAAAUGUCACCAAAGCUAUUGAGGAAUUGAUGGGUGAAGGAGAGGAAAUGGAAGAGAGAAGGAAUAGGGUUGAAAAGCUUAGUGAAAUAUCGAAAUUAGCCAUGAAAGAUGGAGGGUCUUCAUAUAUCAACAUCAAGCAGCUAAUACAAGACAUAUUUCAUCAACAUGAAAGCAAGCAUCCUUAAAUAAGAAAAUAUUACGCUACAUAUAAUGUAACAACUUAUGUGUGUGCUCUAUUUUAGUUUCCAUUAUUUGUUCGAGAAAAAACCAUGGUCCAUGAAACUGUACCAGAUAUCGUAUCGGAAAAGUUAGCGGUAGGAUAAUUGAUGAUAAAACUGUGGUUUAACAGUAGUUCAAUUGCUAGUACUGUUAAAUACCAUCUAUCGAUUUAACCUCCAAUACUAAUAUUUCGUGGUUGAAACAUAUUUACUAUUUCAUGUACCAUGGAAAAAACCAGAUUAGUUUGAAAAAAUUAAUGGCCAGCGAGGGACAAAAGUCCAGCAUUGAGCAUCGGACUCUGGGUCCAUGCCCACACGCGCAAGCCCAGGCUAUCCAAAAACUUGGGGGUCUGCUUGCAUGCACAAGUAAGCCCAUCAGAGCCCACAAGGGUUGUUUAGAAGUUAAAAUUUUCAAUGUAUUUAAUUAAUAUUGUAAUUUGAU